This is a messenger RNA of Colletotrichum godetiae, 1396 nucleotides long. RefSeq lists its product as uncharacterized. Gene Ontology annotation, cellular component: phagophore assembly site. The record is from RefSeq and is a predicted model, not a curated record. The coding region runs from base 94 to 1203 and encodes 369 amino acids. Gene Ontology annotation, biological process: autophagosome assembly. The transcript has 4 exons. NCBI's taxonomy places the organism in Eukaryota, Fungi, Ascomycota, Sordariomycetes, Glomerellales, Glomerellaceae.
CACUCCUUCAAGUCGCACUCUUCCCAAGCUUUCACCCAAGCCUGUCACCAUUCCUAGAGCUGAUCCAGCAAGCAUGACGACCGCACGAUCGGAAUGACUGAUCCCACGUACACAGUCUUUGUCAGACUGCCCAUUCUGCGGGGCGAGUUCACGGAUCCCCCUCCGGUUAACUGGGAUUCCGCCAAGGACGAUGUGCUAUGGAACAUCAUCUCAGGCGCAACUAAGCAGGAGAUUGACUGGAAUGAACUAGCCGCACAUUUCGAUGUGACCGUCGAUUUCCUUCUUCAACAAGUAGCCUACUUGACCGAGCGGCAUACUGCGCAGCUUCGAGCCCAGGUCCGGAAAGCCACAGCCGCCGCAAAGGGCUCCUCUGCUCCAUCCCCCGUUCCUGGCGCCGAGCCACACACGCACCAACGAACCGUCUCUGCGCUAUCCAUCCGACGCGAUUCGCCGCUUCCUCGAACCGAUACCAGCACGCCAGCGACGCCCAUAACAAGCUCUCUCCGGCCGAAUAUCACACGCAAUGCCUCCUCAGGUACGAUCACACGCAACCUGGGCGGCGGCUCUACGACCCGCCAGAGCAAGCCCGCCACCUCACGGCCAUCCAACGACAAUCAGCGACGUCGUCUAUCAUCGCUUCCUAUUCAGAGCACCCCCAGGAGCCCCGAACCGACGUCGCCUGACGCAGAUGAGCUGAGCUCGCCCACUUCCUCCGACGAUGAGUCCAGCCCAGCGCAAUCGCGCAUCAUCCGUCGCCCACCUCGCUUCCAGCAGCGCGACGGACCGACCGAUCUCGAAGACGAAGAUGAAGACACCGAGCCCGCUUUCCUCCAAUAUAAGCCACAAUCAUCCAACACAUCAGCACAAGACAUGGGUUCGACAUUACGGGGCGAUCCCCGACAAGCCCGACGGACACCGAAAGGUAAAGAGAAGAUUCACCACUCCGAGACGUCAGAUUCGUCGACAAGCUCACCUGCCAUGGUGUCAAGGGGCCCCUCGACAGGGGAGAGACGCCCGACUGGUCCUCUCUCCCCGCGCCGCCCGGCUGAACUGUCUGGUAAGAGUCCAAGUCGGAAGGGGUACUCGCGAGACGGAAGCGACGGUACGCCAAGCAUGGGCAGCAGCUUCAGUGAUUUGGACGGUAAGCUCCGCGAUCACUCGUUACUGAUGAGCAACGCUAAUAGACAGCAGACGCCUCUGUGACACAGUCCGCUCUCGAGGAAGCCCUCGCGAGUAAGAUGCAAGACGGCGGCAUCGGGAGCAGAUUCAGCAUCAGUCAAGCGUUUAGAAGCCGCUACAUGCCCAAACCUGGUCAACAGUAACAGCAUGUGCAUCAGAACUUGUUUUACGGUAGAACAUGAAUCGGUUGGGUUGAGAAGCAUCUCUGGCGUUUUAG